GAGGUACCGUAUACAAGGGGAGAAGUCAUAAGCUCUUGCUUAACCUUUGAGCCCAGCGAAACACUUAUCCACUACAGUACUGUACCGGUAUUGAUCCCUCCUUACCGGUGCUAAACCCUAGUCUUUUCCCAUCAGAACUCGAGUACAGUAUGAUACCUCGCCGGCCAUCACCACAACAUGCCCCUGUGUAAGCUUACAACAAAAGCCCUAACCCACCGCAUUUCACAUUCCUGUUACAAUUCACCAGUUACCAUACUGUACUGUACAAGACACUCAAAAGAAAAGAAGAAGAAAAGAAGCUAGGUGAUCCCCAACCACACGUCGUCUGCGUGCAUGCAUCUACGAGAACUCAAGUAGUCGAGUGCCUCCCCACGCACAUAAUUUACACACCGCCAGGAACCUUCUCGCAAGCCUUGGCACCCACCUACAAACGAGGAACAGCCCGAGUAACCCCCCUGCCCUCGUAAUAGCAACCGUCCAUCCCACCGACUCUUCCAGACGCUUCUUUUGCCCCUUUCGAAGCCCGCGAUCGAGCGGGCUUACGUCGGCAGGGAGAUUACGGUGAAAUGUAUUUAAAUUGAGUUGACGAGAAGUCUAUAUGACCAAUAAUGGUUCCUGGGGGAGAGAUUGCUGCCCUUACUACUAUUUUCUGCCCUAAUUUUUCGAGGAGGUGGGGGGGAUAAUACGCCCACGGAAGCGGGAACGCGAGUGAUAAACGGUACGGUAGGCGACUGCUCCUAAGAUAACCGUUUCGCAGUAGUCGGGGAAAUUGAUUUGGAAAGAGAGAGCAAUUGACUCCCAGGGAAAAAAACAAAAAAAAACACCGACGAAUGCGAGUUCCCUACGAAGAGGGUCGAAGUAAAGGAGGGGAAACCCAUCACCACCGACCAGUGAUGGAAUGGAACACGGAUUUCCAACGAAAGCGACCUCCGAGUGAUGACCUGCUGGAGGAACAACCAUUAUCAAAACGUCUGGAGAAACUGUCUCUUGUCAAAAAAGGUUGCCCCCGUCACUCCCCCUCCCGCCCGAUAUCAAUUAACGCCCCCCAAAGUAGAGCUCCUCAACAAACCCCAGCCCUUCCCCAUCACCACCCCCGCCAGCGAUGCCCCCCUCUCCCAACCGGAAGCAGAAAGGAUGGACGUCGACAAUGUAGUCUUCAUCAAAAACCUGGACGAAGAGAUCGCCUCAUAUGACACCGAGGACGACCCGGGCUCCCGGAAACUCAUGUUCCUUCCGGACAUCGAGAAGAGGUUGACCCGAGUUCCCUACCUACUUGCUGAGAAUGGCGUCCGUGGUGAUGGCGGUGGAGGCGAAAGUGGAGGAGGAAAAACGAGUACGGAUUUGGUACUUUAUUCAGUGCCGAGCUCGCUGAGUAUUUCAGAGGAGAGGGAUAGUGUCCGGCGAGUGAUUAUUGAGGCGAGGAACAGGAUUCGGAAAAGGCAGGCCGACAGGGCUGCUAUGGUGGCAGCUCGAGAUCCUGGGAUGAUAGGGGGUGAGGAAGAGGAGGGAGGGUGUGAAUGGGAUUCGAUGGAGAUGGGUGGAGAUAUACCUGGAGGAGGGGGUUUUUAUGAGGAUCCGGAUGCUAUGGACAUCGGUUAGCUAUCCCCCUCCACGUAUGAUAUGGAACCCCUUUGAGAUUACGGUACUUGAUUGUCUGGAAAUGGGGUGCUUUUCUUUUUUCUUGAACUCUUGAAUUCCUGGGCGUUUUACUGUUUACCGCUGUUUGUCCUGGUCCCAGUCUGCGUGAUGUUCGCUCUAGCUUACGUGAGGGAUCAACUACGAUACCUGUACUAUCGAUAUAGUUACAAACGAUAAAGGAAAAGGGAUUUACGGUUGUAACAAAAAGGGAACCCUUUUUCUUUUUUUUCUUUUUUCUUUUUUGGAAAAAUCGGUUACUUGUUUCCUCCCAUCCAAUCCCCCCCGCCAGCCGUCCCUGC
Tuber aestivum (summer truffle) is the source of this 1937-nucleotide messenger RNA. Lineage: Eukaryota; Fungi; Ascomycota; Pezizomycetes; Pezizales; Tuberaceae. The record is from the annotation of a GenBank genome assembly.